Molecule: messenger RNA, 291 nt
Organism: Prunus armeniaca (apricot)
Lineage: Eukaryota; Viridiplantae; Streptophyta; Magnoliopsida; Rosales; Rosaceae
Source: the annotation of a GenBank genome assembly
AUGACGAGGCAAGGAUAUGAUGAAUUUGGUGGAGUUGUAUCAAUUACUUGGCUAGAUUCUUCCUUCUAUGAUGACUGCCACUUAGAUGAUUUGUUUGUUUCUUUCUUCCUCGAUUGCCAUGAUAUCGAUUCACUUGCAUCUGCGGAUAUAAUUCAAUUUUGUUCGGUCUAUGCCAGGAGGCCAUUACCCUACGGCUAUGGAGGCCCCCAGAGCCGGACAGGCCCUGGCUUUCCCUGGCAUGGUACAUAUUCUCAGAGUGGAGAGAGAGGGAAAAAUCUGUCUCUCUUUUAA